GCGGGGUGACGUGCCCAUCCUCUGUGACGUACUUUGUCACAGAGACUCUGCCGUACGAGGCCUAAAUUUAUGACGUCAGUUUUUUUUUCUGUCGGACACUAUCGAUCAUAGAUAUUUUGUGAACAUUUUCGGGCUGGAUACUAGCCUACUGUAUCCGACAGCUCCCGGUGUAUUUCUAAAUUUGAGUUCCAAAGGUUUUUCACCAAACCCGCGGAAUAACUUUCCUCAGUAUUUGUUACGUGAAAGUCUAAAUACGAGUUCUCCCAAGCCCACGCCGUGAUCGGGAGCUGUACGGCGGCCUUUGAAAGAUGUCACUUGGUGGUUCUCCUGUGACCCUCGUCCAGCUGCCAGGGGGCCAGCUACAGGUUCAAGGAGUGAUCCAGUCUCCACAGUCGUCGGUCAUUCAGGCCCCGCAGACGCAUACUUCACAGGGUUCAGAUAGUGAGGAUUCACAGGAUUCAUCAGAAAGUGGAACCACACCACAAAAGACCAGAGAGCUUCUGGCCAGGCGACCGUCGUACAGGAAAAUCCUGAAUGAGCUUUCAUCUGAGGGCGUUCCACACAGUGAGGGCAAAGACAGCUCGACAACCACAGGAGUGACGGGCGUCACCAUCCCCGCACCCAUCUAUCAGACCACCACCGGCCAGUACAUCACCGUAACUCCAAAUGGAACCAUCCAGCUGACAAAUCCAGGCCCCGAUGGAAUCCAGGAGCUUCAGGUUGCCAUGGCCAACCCGACCGGAGGCCAGCAGGGCACCACCAUCCUUCAGUAUGCUCAGACCCCUGACGGCCAGCAGAUAUUGGUACCAAGUAACCAGGUGGUUGUACAGGAUGCAGGGGGAGAAGUACAGACGUAUCAAAUUCGUUCAACGCCGACAUCGGGCUCUCUGCCCCAGGCCUUAGUUAUGGCUUCGUCUCUGGGAUUGCCUCAGAGCAAAAGUGAAGAUCCGACGAUGAAGAGGGAAAUAAGACUUGCGAAAAACAGGGAAGCGGCCCGGGAAUGUCGGCGGAAGAAAAAGGAAUAUGUCAAAUGCCUUGAGAAUCGAGUGGCGGUGCUCGAGAACCAAAACAAAACCCUGAUAGAGGAACUGAAAAGCUUAAAGGAACUUUAUUGCGUCAAAACAGGGUAAAAGUGCAAGUGCAGAGACUCGUGUGCUAGCGGGAACAGCUCUCAGCUUUUUUGGACACCCUCGUGUUUCUGGGAACGCUUCAGGUUGACAUCCACAAUCUUUUUACUCCGCUCAAUGUAACAAUGAUAUAGACAUAUAUCGAAACAAAAAGAAUUUGGACUUUUUUUCCAGCUAUUUUUUUUAUUUACUAAUGCUAUAACAUUUAUAGUUGUGUAUAUUUUUUAAACUGGGAGGUUUGAAAUGAUGAGCUUUUUACCUUUUGACUCUCAAUUUCUAAAUGCUCUUGUUUAAAAAAAAGAAAUGCUGUUUGGUGUUUUUUUAGGUCUACCAACAGCAUUUACAGAAUCGACUGUAUUAGUUCUAUGUGAACACGUUUGCUACACAGAAAUUUCUAUUAUUCCCAAUAAGGAAAUGUUACAAUUUUCAUACUUUGUGCAAAGGGAUGUAAAGGGUAACAGAAUUACAGUGUGAUUGUUCAUUCUGAGACAAUCUGGACAAAAUAUUGCACAGUGUCAGGGUAAUAUGUUGUUUCAUGGUGGAAAGGGCGGCCUUGUGGAACAGUGUAUGAAAUGUUGCUGAUGAUGUAAGUAAAUAAUAUAUAUUUUCA
Messenger RNA from Syngnathus acus (greater pipefish), 1737 nucleotides. It is a transcript of the gene atf1, whose product is annotated as activating transcription factor 1. Gene Ontology annotation, biological process: regulation of transcription by RNA polymerase II. Gene Ontology annotation, molecular function: DNA-binding transcription factor activity, RNA polymerase II-specific; RNA polymerase II cis-regulatory region sequence-specific DNA binding; protein binding. Lineage: Eukaryota; Metazoa; Chordata; Actinopteri; Syngnathiformes; Syngnathidae. Gene Ontology annotation, cellular component: nucleus; ATF4-CREB1 transcription factor complex. The transcript is spliced from 7 exons. The record is from RefSeq and is a predicted model, not a curated record. Bases 309 to 1130 code for a protein of 273 amino acids.